GUGUCUCUCUCUGUCUGUCUCUCUCUGUCUCUCGAGGGGGAGGGCGAGCGCAGGCGGAGGAUGAGCGCGGCAGCGGUGCCCGGCCGGGGGGGCUCUCGCCCCGGGGAGAUCGGGGGCGUGCGGGCCACCCCCGCCCCGUCUUCCUCUUCUUCCUCGACGGCGGCGCCUCCUCUUCCUCCUCCUUCCUCCUCGUCCUCCUCGUCGUCGAAGGAGAGCAAGGCCAUCCCGGAGGUGCUGGUGGACCCUCGGAGCCGCCGCCGGUACUGGCUGGGCCGCUUCCUGGGCAAAGGCGGCUUCGCCCGGUGCUACGAGAUCACGGACGCCGAGAGCAAGGAGGUCUUCGCGGGCAAGAUCGUGCCCAAGGCGCUCCUCCUGAAGGCGCCCCAGAAGGAGAAGAUGUCCAUGGAGAUCGCCAUCCACCGCAGCCUCCUCCACCGGCACGUCGUCGGCUUCCACGGCUUCUUCGAGGACCCCAACUUCGUCUUCGUCGUCCUGGAGCUCUGCCGACGGAGGUCCCUGAUGGAGCUGCACAAGCGCCGGAAAGCGCUGACGGAGCCCGAGGCGCGCUACUUCCUCCGGCAGAUCAUUCUGGGCUGCCAGUACCUGCACAGUAACCGAGUCAUCCACCGGGACCUCAAGCUCGGCAACCUCUUCCUAAACGACGACAUGGAGGUGAAGAUAGGUGACUUCGGCUUGGCCACCAAGGUGGAAUACAACGGGGAGCGGAAGAAGACUCUCUGCGGGACCCCCAACUACAUCGCCCCGGAGGUGCUUGGCAAGAAGGGCCACAGCUUCGAGGUGGACGUCUGGUCAAUAGGAUGCAUCAUGUACACCCUCCUGGUGGGAAGGCCGCCCUUCGAGACCUCCUGCCUCAAGGAGACCUACAUUAGGAUUAAGAACAACGAGUACACCAUUCCGACGCACAUCAACCCCAUCGCUGCUAGCCUGAUCCGGAGGAUGUUGAGGUCCGACCCGGCGGCCCGCCCCACCAUUGACGAGUUGCUGAAUGACGAGUUCUUCACGACGGGCUACAUCCCUUCCCGGCUGCCCACCACCUGCCUCACCAUGCCCCCCAGGUUCUCUUUGGCCCUCAACGGGCUUGAUUCCGGUGGACGGAAGCCUCUCACGGUGGUUAACAAAGGCCCAGAGAGUCCUGCGCUGGAAAAGGUCCCAGAGAAGGAAGAGGAGGCGGUCCAGCGGGACCCGGGGGAUCCUCCAGACUGCCACUUGGCGGAUCUGCUCCAGCAGCUGACCCUCGUCAACGCCGCCAAGCCCUCCGACAGGGCCCCGAUCCGGCAAGAGGAGGCCGAGGACCCGGCCUGCAUCCCCAUCUUCUGGGUCAGCAAGUGGGUGGAUUACUCAGACAAGUACGGCCUAGGCUACCAACUAUGCGACAACAGCGUUGGGGUCCUCUUCAAUGACUCGACCCGCCUCAUCAUGUACAACGACGGGGACAACCUGCAGUACAUUGAGCAGAACGGCUCGGAGUCUUACUUCAACGUGCGGUCGUAUCCGGAGACGUUCACCAAAAAGAUCACACUGCUGAAUUAUUUCCAGAACUACAUGAGUGAGCAUUUGUUGAAAGCCGGGGCCAACAUCACCCCUCGAGAGGGAGACGAGCUGGCGCGCCUCCCUUACCUGCGCACCUGGUUCCGCACACGCAGCGCCAUCGUCCUGCACCUGAGCAACGGCACGGUGCAGAUCAACUUCUUCCAGGACCACACCAAGCUCAUCCUCUGCCCGCUCAUGUCGGCCGUCACCUACAUCAACGAGAAGCGGGAGUUCCACACCUACAAGCUGACCCUGAUUGAAGAGUUCGGCUGCUGCAAGGAGCUGGCCAGCCGCCUCCGCUACGCCCGCACCAUGGUGGAGAAGCUGCUCACCUCCAAGUCGGGCGCGGCCGGCCUGAAGCCUUCGGCCUGAA
Molecule: messenger RNA, 1924 nt
Organism: Pogona vitticeps (central bearded dragon)
Lineage: Eukaryota; Metazoa; Chordata; Lepidosauria; Squamata; Agamidae
Gene: PLK1
Product: polo like kinase 1
Biological process (GO): mitotic spindle organization; protein phosphorylation
Cellular component (GO): spindle pole; nucleus; centrosome
Molecular function (GO): protein serine/threonine kinase activity; protein binding; ATP binding
Source: RefSeq, a predicted model, not a curated record